Molecule: messenger RNA, 1789 nt
Organism: Daldinia loculata
Lineage: Eukaryota; Fungi; Ascomycota; Sordariomycetes; Xylariales; Hypoxylaceae
Exons: 9
Coding region: 1-1503 (500 amino acids)
Source: RefSeq, a predicted model, not a curated record
AUGGAUCCGAUUCUACAGCGUAAUAGAACCCCGACCGCCAGGGUGGCGGUCCAACAGCUCAGCCCUCAGUUGCUCAAUGGCUGUUUUCUCGAGGCUGAUCGUGCCGAUAUGGUUGGCUUCAACCUUCAAGGGCUACGAAAUUGUCUCCCAGAGCAGUUCCAUCCCCAUCUAAGCGGGAUUAUUGAAGAGAUAUAUAACACAAGCCGUUUACUACGCGACCUUGCAGAGCAAGCCCAGAUUCACGUCUCUCAGUUGCCCGCAGUCUUUGACUAUCUGAACGUCGUCUUGCCAUGUCUCUGCAAAACGCUCCGGGAUAUCAUGUCGUUCUACGAAGACAAGUCAAUGAACAAAGAGCACCGAUGGAGGACCAUGUACCAUAAACUUGGUAACGAACUCCCUGGUACCACUCUACCGGCUAGAUUUAUCAUGUAUAAUCAAUUCCUGCGGCUGCUCCAGGAACUUCUAACAAGGUCCCCGAACUUCGAUUUGAACGGGAUGGAAUCCUUGCGCAUCCGUAUUCUCCAACUACGUGCAGCUAGGAAGAUACCCCCGCCAAGUCCUAUCAGAACGGAUCUCAUCCGACGAGACGAGGCGUUGGAGUUCUGGAAUCAAGAGACAAAUUCGCACUGGGCAGAGGCAAUCUUUACUCAACCCCUGCCAUCGCGGAGGGAAUUUAAGCAUCAAGGACGCUCAGAUGCGUUCGGGCCUUUGCAGAAACUCGGCCAUCUCCCGCCACUUCCACGAGACGUCAAGAUAUUAAUCAAAAGGUCAUUCGAUAGCGACCGCAUCUCAGUUAUUUUCUUCUUGCAGCUUAGAGACCAGGCGCCAUCGCUUCUGAUCCGAUCGAAAGUCGCCAGCCAAAACUGGGUCUCCGUCCUCGGUGUCCACGAACUCUCUAUUCGAAGAGAGAGCGACUCUGUCCUGCACUUAUCUAGAUGGAGCCGCUCAGAGCGGAAAGUCAAGCCUUGGGCAGACUUAUCGUUUCUGACUUGGGAAGAAAUGGUGCUCUUUUACUGCACAUUUCUGUGCCUGCGAGUCCGUAGCCAACUUACACUCAACGUCAACCCUGCUGAAUAUCACAUUCGCAAGGAGAGGCGUCUGUUUCAAGCCCAAAUCAUUGAUGAUGGUUAUCAACAUGUUCUAAUGGUAUUCGAGGAUAGCGCCACGGGUGGCUGCCGCCUCCAUGCUGCUGUCUGGGAAGGCAAGCUGCGAGCGUGUCCCGUAUGGACAGCAUUUAUUCCGCCGAACGUGUCUUCGUCCUGGCUCCUCCGCAAAUCGAAGCGUCGCAUCUGGCUGCGUGAUAUACAACCAUACGUGUUUUGGGAGAAAUAUCGACCCACGAACCAGCGCAAGGGUCGCCUUGGCGCGUUCGAACUUGCAUUCGCAAAUAGCGAGGCCGCCACGCGGUUUCAGGAGCUGUUCGCCUCGUCGCCGGAUACAUCAGCUGCGUCGGUUCCCCCGGAUCCCUCCGAACAAAAUGAUAGGGUUGCGGAUGCUAGUUAGUCUAUUUAUACGAAACGGACAAGAGAAAACGAGAGUAAACAGCCUCUCUAGAGACGAUAUAAUAUAUACCAUACGGAUAAUAGCGCCGAAAAAUUUAUUGAGAUCUUUUCUCUCUUCCCAGAUGUUCCAUUUAUUCACGAGGCUGCGCGAACUCGGAUAUAGCUCCUCGACUAGAGUAGCCAGCUCGCACAAAAACCGAGGUUUAUACGAUUGGAACAUAAAAGAGCACAUACGACAUACCUAACUCAAUUUCCCGAAACGACAGGAUUUACGACAGACACGCGUU